This is a messenger RNA of Oenanthe melanoleuca, 1157 nucleotides long. It is a transcript of the gene PTHLH, whose product is annotated as parathyroid hormone like hormone. Gene Ontology annotation, biological process: regulation of chondrocyte differentiation; bone mineralization; adenylate cyclase-activating G protein-coupled receptor signaling pathway. Gene Ontology annotation, molecular function: peptide hormone receptor binding; hormone activity. The transcript is spliced from 3 exons. Gene Ontology annotation, cellular component: extracellular region. The record is from RefSeq and is a predicted model, not a curated record. Lineage: Eukaryota; Metazoa; Chordata; Aves; Passeriformes; Muscicapidae. Bases 166 to 699 code for a protein of 177 amino acids.
GCGAAGUUUGGAAGGAGUGAGCCGAGAGCUCAGAAAGUUUGUUUUUCCUUCAGAGCCUCGGAGCUGGUAGAGCCGAAGCGGGGACUCCUUGAGGACGGCGCUGGCGCAUCUGUCCCUCGGGACUGACCUCCCUUUCCUUGCAGGUUUUGAGCCCCGGAGGAUACAAUGUUCGCUAAACUCUUCCAGCAGUGGAGUUUCGCGGUGUUCCUGCUGAGUUACUCAGUGCCCUCCUACGGGAGAUCAGUAGAAGGGAUCAGCCGCAGACUCAAACGGGCUGUAUCAGAGCACCAGCUAUUGCAUGACAAGGGCAAGUCAAUCCAAGACUUACGAAGAAGAAUAUUCCUCCAAAAUCUAAUCGAAGGUGUCAACACUGCAGAGAUCCGCACGACGUCGGAGGUGUCGCCCAACCCCAAACCUGCCACCAACACCAAGAACUACCCCGUGCGGUUUGGCAGCGAAGAUGAGGGCAGAUACCUGACUCAGGAGACAAACAAAGCACAGACCUACAAGGAGCAGCCCCUGAAGGCGUCGGGGAAGAAAAAGAAAGCGAAGCCUGGGAAACGUAAGGAGCAAGAGAAGAAAAAGAGGAGAACCCGCUCGGCUUGGCUAAAUUCUGGCACGUACGGAGACGCCGUGACUGAGAGCCCACUCUUGGACAUCUCUGCUACUACACAUAAUCACACUUCAAGGAGGCGCUGACAUUUUCAGCAAGAGAUAUUUGGAAGACAUAUUGCAGUAUUCUGUAAUAGUGAACAUAUGGGAAGUAUUAAAAUAUUUAUUACCUGUAAAUAUUGUAAAUGCUCAGAAUAAAACCUUUUCCCCCAUUGCUCUCUGAAACUGCACAUUUGGUUAUUGUGAAUUUUCCUUUUUUUUCUUUUUUUUUUUUUUUUUUUUUUUGGCUAAGGCUAAGACAGUUAUUGUCACAUUUACCAUAAUUUAUUUUGUUGACUGGUGUAUUUAUUUUGUGAACGUAUCUUGGUGCUGCUGACUUUCUAUAUUUUUUGUAACAUAAUGCACUUUAGAUAUACAUAUUGAGUACAUUGAUAACUGACAUAAAAUGUUCCUGUUUUGUGGUUGAUUUCAAUGAAUGCCUACAUACAAUUGUUCAAACUGAUUUUCCUUUGUGCAUGUAUAAUAGCAGUAUUUUAAAAUUUGUA